AUGGUAUUGUGUGAGUGCCCCCCAGGGCAUACAGGAAGUGCCUAUGAUGAAUGCCACAUUAUUCAUGAAAUACAACCAGGAUGCCAGUAUGAUGCAGACUGUCCGUUAUUCCAUGCCUGCGUUGACAAGCAGUGCCAAGACCCGUGUAAAAGUAAACCAUGUGCCGUUCAUGCUGUGUGCCGAGCAGUCAACCACCGCCCCAUCUGCUACUGCCCCUCACGUUACACGGGAGAUGGCUACAAAGCCUGCUCUCCACUCGAAUGUAAGAGCAAUGAUGAUUGUCUGGACAAAAGCGUUUGCCACAACCACAGGUGUGUUGAUGCUUGCACAAUAUCUCGUCCCUGUGGUGUUGAUGCCCAGUGCACCGCCUCGCACCACUCCACGCAUUGCAACUGUGACAUAGGAUACAGUGGAGAUCCAUAUAUCACUUGUUCUACUAUUGGCUGUAGAGACAACUCCUCCUGCCCAUCUACCCAUGCUUGUAUUAAUGGGGUAUGCAGUGACGUGUGCAAAACCACUAGCUUCUGCCACCCCAGCCAGAUCUGUGAAGCGAAAGACCACCUUGGAUCCUGCACCUGCGCGCACGGCUUUCACAGUACUGCAGGAGGAGUUUGUGAGGCUCGUCCCAGCGUCGAGUGUACCUCUGAUAAAGACUGUGGUUCACAAGAGGCUUGCCUUGAUGGCAGCUGUCAAGACUUAUGUAAAAAUGAGCCGUGUGGGAAUGGAGCAACAUGUACCAUUCAAGGAACGCGUCCUCUAGCCACCAUACUAUGCCAAUGUGGUCCAGGCAUGACAGGAGACCCCUUUACCCAAUGUGUCACGAUAUCCACCCCCACUCCUGGCUGUGGAUCUCAGUACGAUUGCUUAUGGGACCAAACAUGUGUAGAAGGUCGUUGUGUUGAUCCUUGUCGGGAGACUCCAUGUGCUCCAGGCGCCGCCUGCCGUGCUCUGGGACACCGAGGCGUCUGCUCUUGUCCUGCCGGCUACCAUGGUGAUCCACACACAUUGUGUACUCCAGUUGGUUGUACUCAGAGAAAUGACUGUCCUGUAAAGGAAGCUUGUGUAAAUGGUCGCUGUGUGAACCCUUGUGAGUCUCACAACCCUUGCAGCCCAGGGGCCAAGUGCCACCCUGAAGGAGAACAUCCGGUCUGCUCCUGUCCUGAAGGCCUCACAGGUGAUCCAUACAUUAAGUGCCAGCCUGUAGGAUGCUCCCAAGAUACGGACUGCCCCUCUCACCAAGUGUGUCAAAACCAACAGUGCCAGGACCCCUGCCAGCAGAUUCGGUGCAUAGCUAAUUCUGAAUGUCUUGUCAAAGAUCACCAGGCCAAGUGCCAGUGCCUUAAGGGUUAUGUGGGUGAUCCAGACCGGUACUGCAUAUUACCGCCCACACAAGAAUGUAACGAAGACCAAGACUGUCCGGCUCUACAAGGCUGCAUUGAUGAUCAGUGUCAAGACUUGUGCCAGGCAGUACACCCUUGUGGCACUGCUGCUCUAUGCAAGGUCUUGGAAAACCAGCCCAUGAGAGCUAUGUCUUGUAGCUGCCCUGAAGGUUACGAUGGAGACCCACACUAUACCUGCACACCUAGUAAGAUUGACAAAGAAGAAGGUUGUGCCAGCGAUGCAGAUUGUCCCUUGGUGUUGUCGUGUGACUCAGGAGUGUGCCGCAAACCCUGCCCUGCUGGGUGUGGCCUCGGUGCCAUCUGCUCAGUCCUCGACCACAGACCUGUGUGCCACUGCCAGCCUGGCUAUGCCGGCGACCCACAAGUGGGCUGCUUCAAGAUUGACUGUGAAACAGAUGAGGAGUGUCCCUCAUCUGAAGUGUGUGAGCACAACACCUGCCUGGACCCCUGCAGGAAGCACAACCCAUGCCCUCCAACCGCAGUGUGUGUCGGUGCCAACAAUCAAGCACAGUGUCAGUGUCCACCAGGCACUUCUGGAGACCCUCAAGUAUCUUGCCAGUUGGUGGAGUGUACAGGUGACCAGGAUUGCAAGAGCUUUGAAGCGUGUGUGAAUGGGGAAUGCAAGGAUCCGUGUGCCUACUACAACCCAUGUGCUAAAGACGCUGUGUGUCAAGUGAUUACUCACAAAUAUGAGUGCGAGUGCCUGCCCGGCCUCCAAGGAAACCCAAGAUUCAGAUGCGAGAAACCUAAGGAUCUCGGCACCUGUCUGGUAGAUCAAGACUGCCCACCUACACAAGGCUGCAUACUUCAGUCCUUAGUAACUCGCUACCACAGCCAAAUAUCGGCUGUGUAUAUACGGCUGGAUGACUCGGACUCUGCUGCCACUUGCCGUGACUUGUGUCAGGAACAUAAGCCAUGUGGACCCAAUGCCAUCUGCUCUGUCAUUGACUCUAAACCCCGUCGCUCCAUGAGCUGUGCUUGUCCACCUGGCUACCACGGCGAUGCGAAAAUUGAGUGUCGUGAAAUUCCAUUACAAGGAGGCUGCAUUCGCCAUACAGACUGUCUGAAUACCGAGGCAUGUGUUGAGGGGGUGUGUCGGGACCCCUGCAAUUGUGGCCUCAAUGCCCAGUGUCAUGUAUCCUUGCACCGACCCUACUGUACCUGUGCCCCUGGCCACACCGGUAACCCAGAUGUGGCCUGCUACACAGUUGGGUGUGUGAGCGAUAUUGACUGUCCAGGUGACAAGGCAUGUGUGGAGCAGCAGUGUGUAGACCCAUGUGGCCAAAGCUCACUCUGUGCACCUUCAGCUACCUGCUCAGUGGAACAACAUAAGGCAAAGUGUGCUUGUCCACUAGGAGAACAUGGUGACCCUAGCCAUCAAUGCCUGGCUCUAGGAUGCAGGAACAAUGACGAGUGUCCUCCCAGUCUUGCCUGCAUCAACGACCAGUGUCAUGACCCAUGCAAGGAUAAUGUGUGUGGAGUGGGUGCGACCUGCAAUGUUCACCAGCACACCCUUGAUUGUAACUGCCCAGAAGGAUAUAAGGGAGAUCCAAGAGUGGCUUGUCGACCACAGUCGCAUGCAUGUAUGGCCGACUACGACUGUGGCACAGGGCUGGUGUGUGUGCGUGGGGUUUGUACAGACCCCUGUAAGCAAGAGAAGCCAUGUGCACCCAACGCAGUGUGUAGUGUGCAGGACACGAGACCCAUCAAGUCUGUCACCUGCACCUGUCCUGCAGGUUUCACGGGUGAUGCAGAAGUCCAGUGCCGGAAAAGUUUAGUGAAGAAAAUGAAUAUAUUCUCAGUCUUAUUGAAAGCAAAGGGAUGCGUCACGUCUGACAGCUGCCCAGCAACACACACCUGUCAUAACGGUUACUGUGUCGACCCAUGCUACAUCAACAACCCGUGUGCCAUUAAUGCCGAGUGCUUCGCUGUCAAUCGUGAGCCCCGGUGUCGGUGUCUCUCUGGCCUAGAAGGUGACCCGCAUGUCAAGUGUCAGACUCUCAAGUGUGGGCUGAAUGAUGAUUGUCCACAAGACCGAACCUGUCGCAAUGGGCAAUGUGUAGAUCCCUGUGUGUACACCACAUGUGCUGACAGUGCCACUUGCACCCCUAUUGAGCACAGUGGAGUGUGCCAAUGUCCUCCAGGCUAUCGUGGUGACCCUGUGUUUAGAUGUGAGCUAGACGCAGAGCCCAUAUGUUCCAGCGACAAGGACUGUAGCACAGGUCUGGCUUGCAUCAAUGGCAAGUGCCAGCAGCUCUGUAGCUCUGAGGUGUGUGGGGACAAUGCAGAGUGCCGUGUGGUAGAGUCAACACCCUUCAAGGCAAUGGUGUGCAAGUGUUUGCCUGGACACCAGGGCGAUGCACACACACAAUGCAGACUCAUUCCAGAGAAGACAGGUUGUGUACGUGACACGGACUGCGCCACGGAGUUGGCAUGUGUGGAGGCCGUGUGCCGUGACCCUUGUGAUUGUGGGGUCAAUGCACUGUGUACUGUCGUCAAACACAGAGCAGUGUGCACCUGUGUCCCGGGUUACGAGGGCAACCCGCAGAUAGCUUGUUCUGCUAAGUGUCGUAGCAUUAAUCACGGAGUCGAGUGUCGGUGUCCAGUAGGCUUUGAAGGCAUACCAACACUUGCUUGUAGAGAAAAGACACAGCGUGACUGCCGCUCGGACUACGAUUGCGAGAAUGAGUAUGGAUGUAUGGAAGGGAAGUGCCAGAAACCAUGUCAAGUGCUAGAGCCAUGUUUGGACCCAACAGUGUGCACCUUGGUAGCUACUAGGCCCGUCAAGACCAUGACCUGCAGCUGCCCUGAACACAUGGUUACCUCUCGUCAGGGGCAGUGCAUAGACUUGGAGCUUCCAAUGAGUGUGGGCUGUCGUUCGGAUAACCAGUGCCCAGAGGAAACGGCCUGCCUCAACACCCUUUGUGUGACUCCUUGUUCCUGUGGUGAGCACACAGAGUGCUUUGUUCGUGACCAUCGACCCAUUUGUACCUGCCUUCCAGGAUACCAAGGCAACCCCAAUAUUGGAUGCUACAAGGCGGGAUGCAGCAAGGAUGAGGAGUGCCCACUGGACACAAUGUGUUCCAGUGGUGUGUGUAUAAACCCAUGUAUGGUGAAUGACCCGUGUGACAUCAGUGCCGAGUGUUACGCUGAGAACCAUCGCUCCAAUUGCCGGUGUGAAACUGGACUCGAGGGUGACCCCUACAUCAAAUGUCUGGUUAUUGGAUGCAGAAGUAACUCAGAAUGCCCAACAGACAAGGCCUGCGUUAAUCGUCAGUGUGUGGACCCUUGCUUAUAUGAUGACGUGUGCGCGCCCAGUGCGGAGUGCUAUGUCUUCCAGCAUGUCAUUGGCUGCAGGUGUCCAAGUAACAUGCCUUAUGGUGACCCACGCUUCAUGUGUGAGGAGAAAAAAGUUUUAGUGGAGCAUCCUAAACCUGAAUGCCUUGUGGACUCUGAUUGCCCCAGUAAACAUGCAUGUAUCAAUGAGCGUUGUGUGAAUCCCUGCCACAUUCUGCAUCCUUGUGACAAGACAGCCAUGUGUGAUGUGGUAGAUUCCAUCCCAGUAAGAACCAUGAUAUGUGUAUGUCCAGAGGGCUUCAUUAUGUCUGACAAAGGAACUUGUGAAUUAAUUGUCCUAGACAUAGCGACUGGAUGCCGUGCUGACUCUGACUGUCCAUCAGUGGAAGCUUGCAUCAACCGAAUAUGCCGUGCUCCUUGCGAAUGUGGUCGCAAUGCCCAUUGUGAAAUCAACAAUCACCGUGCAGUGUGCACCUGUGAAGUAGGAUUCCAGGGUAAUCCUAAUAUCGGAUGCUUCCCAGUUGGUUGCCAACACGACAGUGAAUGCGAUGACACCCAAGCAUGUUACGAUGGAGUUUGUGCUAACCCAUGUCUUGUUGACGACCCAUGCUCUGUUAAUGCCGAAUGCUAUGCUAAACAACACCAAGCCUAUUGUCGCUGUCCAUCUGGUCUUCAGGGUGAUGGUUAUACCGACUGCCUCACUAUUGGCUGCAGGGCCAACUCAGAUUGUCCAAGUGACCGUGCAUGUAUUAACACAAAAUGUUUAGAUCCUUGUGUAUAUGAUCCUUGUUCUCCCAAUUCUGAGUGUGUCAUCAUUGACCACAAUGCUAUGUGCCGGUGCCCACCUGGGACCACAGGCGACCCUAAUGUACAAUGUACACCAGCCAUACAACCUGUAUGUGUUACGGAUGGUGACUGCCCCAGUCAACACGCAUGUAUUGACGAGUUAUGCGUCAACCCAUGCAAGGAGUUAGAGCCAUGCCAUGAGACCGCAGAGUGUAAGGUUGUCGAUACUCUUCCGGUAAGGACAAUGCUUUGCAUUUGUCCUGAUGGUAAAGUAACUGAGGAAGAUGGAGAAUGUGAAUUAUUACCACCAAUUAAGCCAGGAUGCGCAGAAGACCCAGAGUGUCCUUCAGAAAAGGCUUGCUUCACUGGUGUCUGCAGGGAUCCAUGCCAAUGUGGUGCCAAUGCUGAUUGUGAAAUUGUUGAGCACCAUCCAGUGUGUACAUGCAAGCGGGGCUAUGAAGGUGAUCCAGAAAUUCGGUGUAUUGAAAUUGGAUGCUAUGGAAAUGACGACUGUCCGACUACACAUGCAUGUCGGAAUGGGCAGUGUGCACCAGUGUGUGGACCCAACAAUGAGCCUUGUGGCAGUGCAGCUGUCUGUCAGGGAGUUAAACACGAGGCUGUUUGCUACUGCCCGCCUGGCUCUCAAGGCAACCCACGUACACAGUGUAUUGCCAUUGGCUGUGUCUCCAAUGAUGCCUGCCCAGAUGACCGCAGCUGCAUCAACCAACGGUGUGAAAGUCCCUGCAGUCUUGAACCAUGCAAAGAACCAGCCACCUGCUAUACCCAGGACCAUACUUGGGAGUGUCCCUGCCCACCUGGCUUUAACCGCACCAUCGACAAUGGCUGCGAGAUGUUGGUGAUAGGGUGUAGGUCAGAUGUGGAGUGCCCAAGCAAGACUGUAUGCAUCAAUGGUAAGUGUAUUAACCCUUGUGACCUGGAUCCUUGCGGCGAAAACACAGAGUGUCGUGUGAUUGACACAGUGCCAGUCAGGACCAUCGCCUGCGAGUGUCUGCCAGGCUACCAGGGCGACGCUGCCGAAAAGUGUACCCCAACACCAGUCUGUCCAUUGGAGAAGGGCUUUAUCCUCCUUGACGACGACUGUGUAUGUCCCACCGACCGUGACUUCUAUGUUGAUGAAAAUGGAAACUGUGUGCACUGUCCAGUGGAGCUGGGUUACGUCCUCACAGAAGAUGGUGUGUGUAUGUGUGAUCCAAAGAAGGGCUACCACCCAACAGCACGUGGAACUUGUGAUUGUCCUCCACCAGCCGUCAAGGAUGAAAAUGGCUACUGUGUCGACUUCCCUUGUGCCAAGUAUGCCAACUGCAUCGAUGCCAACCACAAGGCCAUCUGUAACUGCUACUCUGGCUACUCUGGUGACGCUUACCAGAAAGAUGAUGGCUGCAAGCCAACCUUCGCCAGGACAGACUUCCCUCGGCCUGAUAUGUUGGUCAACUGCCUGGCCGAUGGUGUGCAAGUGGACAUCAACGUGGGUGAACCAGGCUUUAAUGGUGUCAUGUAUGUGAAGGGAUACUCCAAGAAUGAGGAAUGUCGUAAGGUUGUCAGGUCAGACAUUGAUGUUAAUACCAUCGACUUCAAGGUCAAGUUCAACACCUGUGGCCUCAUCCAUGAAAAUGGUCUGGCAAGGUUCAUCUUGGUGCUACAGAAACACCCCAAACUAGUGACAUACAAGGCCCAGGCAUACCAUGUAAAAUGCACCUACAACACCGGUGAAAAGACUAUCACCAUUGGCUUCAAUGUAUCCAUGUUGACAACAGCUGGCACCAUUGCCAACACCGGUCCACCCCCAACUUGCCUCAUGAAGAUCACUGACCCCAGUGGUGGUCCCAUAGACAAGGCAGAGAUUGGUGACCUCCUCAUGCUCAGAAUCCAAGUUGAACCUUCUAAUAUCUAUGGUGGGUUUGCACGCUCUUGCAUCGCCCUGACAGCCAACACAGACGGCAGUGACAAUGAACAUCUGGUGACAGAUGAGCAUGGGUGUGCAACUGAUCCAUCUAUAUUUGGUGAGUGGGAACAAGAUGAUGGGGAGGGCAAAGCACUUGUUGCCCUCUUCAGUGCAUUCAAGUUCCCUUCAUCGAACUCUAUAAGAUUCCAAUGCAACGUUCGUGUCUGCUUCGGUCGGUGCCACCCUGUCAACUGCAACGGGUACGAUGCAUUUGGAAAACGUCGACGUCGACAGGUAGAACAGGAUGCCGAGGUGUUGUAUCAACCCGAAUCUGUUUAUGAUGGUCAGCUGAGGGAGAUCCAGGUCAGCUCUCAAGCAAUACUCACAGUGGAGAGCCGAACAGAGAGAUUCACCGCACCAGAAGAUCCAGAUAACGUUGGGGUGGAAGAAGUAUGCGUGAGCAAAUGGGGUUUCAUAAUUGCACUCAUAAUCACUGCUCUGCUGGCUCUAGUAGCAGUAGCAGUGGCCGUGUCCUGCUGGCUCAUGGCAUAUCGGCGUCGCCCAAAGCACGGAGGACCUCUCCCUCACCCGCCAGAGUUUCCCAACCCACUAUUCACCACCCCUGAGCCUCUGGCUGAGCCUUCGCCAGACUAUCUCUCCUGA
Molecule: messenger RNA, 8049 nt
Organism: Procambarus clarkii (red swamp crayfish)
Lineage: Eukaryota; Metazoa; Arthropoda; Malacostraca; Decapoda; Cambaridae
Product: fibrillin-1
Source: RefSeq, a predicted model, not a curated record